CUCGAGCGUCGCCGGGGAAGGAAGCUGCGCACGGACUCUGCUCACGCGUCCCGCCUCUGCUCUAAAGGAUAUAUGAUCUCGUUUAUUCCUGCAGGAGGCUUUAACCUUCAGACGUGCUUUUCUUUUUUGGCUCCAUCUCCUUCACACAUGCCUUUUUCAACCAUUUUGACGAAAAUUGGGUCAUGAUCACAUCGCCCACGGUCUCUGUCCUGAGAAAUAGCACGAAUCCAGCGUGGGAGAGCGGCUCCUCCUCGAGGGAGAAGGGAGCAGCGAAGAGCAGCCAACUGUCCGUCCUCAGCUCCGUCUCUCCCGCAGACCCUUCUCGUCAAGCCAGCCGUCUUCCCAUAAAGAUUUUGAAAAUGCUCACGGCGCGUGCAGGACACAUUUUACAUCCGGAGUACCUCCAGCCUCUACCUUCCACCCCCAUCAGUCCCAUUGAGCUGGAUGCCAAGAAGAGCCCGCUGGCUCUUUUGGCCCAAACGUGCUCGCAGAUCGGCAAACCGGACCCGCCGUCCUCCUCCAAGCUCUCCUCCGUGGCCUCAAAUGGAUCUAGUGAGAAGGAGAGCAAAUCUGGACCGCUGAAGAUCAGCGAUAUUGGAAACGAAGACAAAUCGAGCUUUAAACCUUACUCAAAGUCGUCAGAGAAGAAGGACUCGAGCAGCAGCCUCAGUGGAGAUAAAACCAGUUUUCGAGUGCCUAGCGCCACCUGCCAGCCGUUCACCCCCAGGACAGGCAGCCCCAGCUCCUGCACGUCCAUUUCUCCACUUCCCUCUGAAAGUAAGGCGACUGACAAGGAGGACAAAAAGGAGUCGGAUUGCAACAAAAGCGGCCUGACUGAGAGCGGCGGGAGCCAAAAGAUAAACGGAAUUACCUCUGAGAGUAACCAAGAAAACACAUCUGGAUCCAAGACUGUUACAUCAGACUCCACAUCUGUAACCUCAUCAUCUUCCUCUGUUCUAAGCUCUGGACUGGUGGCGCCCGUCUCCCCCUACAAGCCCGGCCAUACAGUUUUCCCCUUGCCCUCUGCUGGUAUGUCCUAUCCUGGAAGUUUAGCGGGUGCCUAUGCAGGUUACCCGCAACCGUUUCUCCCACCCGGAAUGACCCUUGACCCCACCAAAUCCACCAACCAGCUCUUAAGCGCACAGUUUGCUGCCGCCAGCUCUUUGGGGUGCAGUAAAACCGGAACAAGCCCCCUGGCUGGAGCAUCCCCGCCGUCGUUGAUGUCCGCCAGUCUGUGUCGAGACCCCUACUGCCUGAGCUACCACUGCACGAGCCAUUUGUCUGGAGCGGCCACGUCCAACUGCUCACACGACUCGGCUGCUGCUGCUGCAGUUGCAGCCAACGCUCUUAAGUCUGGAUACCAGCUCAUGUACCCGACGCACCCGUUACACAGCAUGCACACCUCAACCCCGUCUUUCACCGGACACCCCUUGUACCCCUAUGGCUUCAUGUUACCCAACGACCCUUUGCCGCACGUGUGCAACUGGGUAUCGGCUAACGGACCUUGUGACAAGCGCUUUGCUUCCUCCGAGGAGCUCCUCAGCCACUUGCGGACUCACACAGCCUUCGCCGGCACGGAGAAGUUGAUAUCUGGGUAUCCAGGGUCCACCUCUCUUGCAAACGCCGCAGCUGCCGCCGCUAUGGCUUGUCACAUGCACAUGCCUCCUAACGGCAGCCCGGGCAGCCCCAGCCCGCUGGCCCUCAGGGGUCCCCAUCACCCCCUCGGACUCAGCAGCCGUUAUCACCCGUAUUCAAAGAGCCCCCUUCCCACUCCCGGGGCUCCAGUGCCGGUGCCUGCAGCCACUGGGCCAUAUUACUCCCCGUACGCCUUGUAUGGACAAAGACUGACGACGGCCUCGGCCUUAGGAUACCAGUAGAGACAAAGAAUUAUACGUUUAUAAAGGAGAUUUAGGCCUAAUGAGUUUUAUAUUGUACUUCAUGCAGGGACUGGAUCCAUGUCAGGAUCAGUGUAUUUAUUUGCGAUAGCUUCAAGCGUGACUAAAAUAAUAAAAAACAAAACAUUAUUAUAAUAUAAAUUUGACAUGCCUCAAUGUGCAUUAUUUUA
Molecule: messenger RNA, 2065 nt
Organism: Nematolebias whitei (Rio pearlfish)
Lineage: Eukaryota; Metazoa; Chordata; Actinopteri; Cyprinodontiformes; Rivulidae
Product: zinc finger protein 503
Exons: 2
Coding region: 183-1877 (564 amino acids)
Biological process (GO): negative regulation of DNA-templated transcription
Cellular component (GO): nucleus
Source: RefSeq, a predicted model, not a curated record